AUGGUUCCUUCCACAGAAUCGAUCGUAGACGCUUUGGCAGCAAUUGUGAAUAAUGCAGCCGCAAGUGCUAUCCAACAAGGAAUACAGCAGCAGCAACAACAACAAUUACUGCAACAAUUACAACAGCAAAUGCAACCGCAAGCACAGCAACAAUUAGCAAGUGAGUAUCCGGUGUCACAUAGUGUUUCAAACUGUACAUCUCGACAUAAAUUUGCAUCACCUAAAUAA
Echinostoma caproni is the source of this 228-nucleotide messenger RNA. Lineage: Eukaryota; Metazoa; Platyhelminthes; Trematoda; Plagiorchiida; Echinostomatidae. The record is from the annotation of a GenBank genome assembly.